UUAGAGUGUGAGUGUUGAACUGUCUUUCACUUUGUAUUACAUUUUGAGCACAUUGAAAUAGUGAGUCUAGAAGCAAUGGACCCGGAGAAACCGAAUUCCACGGUGAAAAACAAACGGAAAUUAAGAGGUGCGACUGAGGGAAAAAAGGCGAAGCUGGCAAAAACUCACAGGACAGCAUGUACUGAGUUUGAGGCCUCGGCGGAAAGCCAAGAAAAUGCAUCUGUGAUUGUGGAAAUGGAAGGAGUAGUUCAUAUCCAUUUGACUGAGCGAGUUCGACCCUAUCUAGACCUCAUCGACUCCCUCCGUCUAAUGGGCAUCGAUAAGGAUCUGGCCCUGCCUGCCAUAGCUGUGAUUGGAGACCAGAGCUCAGGAAAGAGCUCCGUGUUGGAGGCGCUGUCUGGAGUAGCUCUCCCCAGAGGAAGAGGUAUUGUGACUCGAUGCCCGCUGAUGCUGAAGUUGAGAAAGCUGAAGGGAGGGUUACAGUGGAAGGCCAUCAUAUCCUACAGCGGCAUGCAGGAAGAGUUCACAGACUCCAGUCUAGUGGAGAAGUAUGUCAUUGAUGCCCAGAAUGAGCUGGCUGGAGACGGUAAUGAGAUCUGUGACGAGCUGAUCAGUCUGGAGAUCAUGUCUCCUGAAGUGUGUGACCUCACUCUGAUUGAUUUACCCGGCAUAGCCCGGGUGCCUGUUAAAGGCCAGCCUGAGGACAUUGGAGACCAGAUUAAAAGGCUCAUUCUCAGCUUUAUUGAGAAGAGUGAAACCAUCAACUUGGUGGUGGUUCCAUGUAAUGUUGACAUAGCAACAACUGAAGCUCUUAGAAUGGCCCAGGAAGUAGAUCCAGAAGGAAAAAGAACUUUGGCCAUUCUGACUAAGCCUGACCUUGUAGAUCGUGGCACAGAAAAGAACGUUUUGGAUAUUGUUAACAAUCAAGUCAUUCCACUGAGCAAAGGCUACAUAGUUGUGAAAUGUCGUGGUCAGCAGCAAAUUCAGGACAAGACACCUCUAGCAGAGGCCACCAGGAUGGAGAGAGAUUUCUUUAGCCAACACAAGUACUUCAGCCAUCUUUUCAAUGAAGGAAAGGCCACAACACAGAGCCUUGCCAUGAAACUGACCCAAGAACUGGUAGGCCACAUCAAAAACUUUCUUCCAACACUAUCAGAACAUAUUAAAAUUGAGCUGUUGGAGACAAGGAAGCAACUGGGCCAGUGUACGGAGGGUCCUCCCACAGAUCCCUCAGAGAGGAAAACCUACCUCAUUGCUACCAUAAACCAGUUCAACGACAAGAUAAACCAGUUGUCAUCUGGUGAAGGUGUCAAUGAUGGCAACCUGUUUGUGCUCCUGCGGCACCAUUAUAAAAAGUGGAAAGAUGAACUUGAGAAGAGCCAAACCUCAUAUUCUAAAGAGAUAAUCAAUGUGGUGGAACAGUAUGACGAGAAGCACAGAGGAAGAGAGCUCCCUGGUUUCAGCAACUACAAAGUGUUUGAGGUGGUCGUACAGAAACUGGUGAUGAAACUAUUGGACCCUGCAUUGCACACUUUGAGAGCCAUCAGAGGAGCAAUUGAUAAGUACUUUGGUGAUGCUUUAAACACUUGUUUCUCAAACUACCCGUUCCUCCAGUGUGUCACAAUGAACAAGAUAGACAAAAUCCAGUCGAGACAGGAGGUCAGAGUGGAGAAAAGAAUCCGGGAACAGUUCAAGAUGGAGCAGCUGGUCUACACGCAGGACAGAACAUAUUCCAAAACCCUGAGAGGUGCAGAUCCUGCGAAGGCCUUCAGUCCCUGUGGAGAUGCAUCUGAGGAUAGCAGUCAGGAGCCUUUCUUUGAUUCCUCUUCUGUGUCUCCUCGAUAUGAUAGCAAGGCCCAGUACCCUGCAAUGCUUGAGGCAUACUAUGAGAUAGUGAUUCAGCGCUUGGCAGACCAGGUCCCCAUGCUGAUCCAGUUGUUCUUGUUGAAGGAGUCAGCACGGUUACUGUGUACUGAGAUGCUGAGCCUCAUCGAUGGCGUGGAUUUGGAGAAGGCCCUGAGUGAGGGCUCAGACGUUGGCCGACGCCGCAACGAGCUGCAGAGUCGCAUCGAGCGCCUCAGCCUGGCUCAGGAGAAACUCAGCCAAGAGCUGAGUUGAAGAGUUGGGCCAUGGACAGUGGACCCAUCCAUAUUUUUCAAAUGCUGUUAAAAUUGUGGCAAGGUAAAAAAAUAGAAGUGUCUCAUCUAAUGGGUUGAGCCACGGACAUGUUACUUAAGAGCAGUGAUGCACUGCAUGAGCAUCAACUCAAUAUUUCUAUAUAAUCAUAUUUUGUAAGGUAAAAAAGUCUAUUCUAUACUAUGGCUAUGGAUCAUAUGGCUAUGAAUUACACUAGUGACAGAUUAUCUGCAACUCAAUCACAGGCAUAUGGGCUUUUUUGAAAGGGACAGCAAUUGUGUCAGUCACAACAGCCGUGGGCAGGCCAGGGCAGCUGUGGCCUACUGGUUAGCGCUUCGGACUUGUAACCGGAGGGUUGCCGG
Alosa sapidissima (American shad) is the source of this 2498-nucleotide messenger RNA. RefSeq names its product interferon-induced GTP-binding protein Mx1-like. The transcript is spliced from 13 exons. Lineage: Eukaryota; Metazoa; Chordata; Actinopteri; Clupeiformes; Clupeidae. The coding region runs from base 76 to 2118 and encodes 680 amino acids. The record is from RefSeq and is a predicted model, not a curated record. Gene Ontology annotation, biological process: defense response to virus. Gene Ontology annotation, cellular component: nucleus; cytoplasm; membrane. Gene Ontology annotation, molecular function: microtubule binding; GTP binding; GTPase activity.